Molecule: messenger RNA, 3708 nt
Organism: Zootermopsis nevadensis
Lineage: Eukaryota; Metazoa; Arthropoda; Insecta; Blattodea; Termopsidae
Gene: Prp6
Product: pre-mRNA processing factor 6
Biological process (GO): mRNA splicing, via spliceosome; spliceosomal tri-snRNP complex assembly
Cellular component (GO): catalytic step 2 spliceosome; U4/U6 x U5 tri-snRNP complex
Molecular function (GO): protein binding
Source: RefSeq, a predicted model, not a curated record
UUCUGACUAAUGUAUAAUCUGUGGAUGUAAGUGGUACGCUGAAGCAGGGAAGGAAUUAAGGUGAUUACUGUAAACAAACGUAACUUUCAGUUUGUUUUUCAGUACUUAUUGUGUGGGUAAUCUAUCUUAAAGUGUUUAUAAAAUAUGGCUGUUCCUCCAGCGGCGUUGGUAAAUAGGAAUAAGAAACAUUUUAUGGGAGUACCAGCUCCAUUAGGUUAUGUUGCUGGUGUCGGACGAGGUGCAACUGGCUUCACAACUCGAUCUGAUAUUGGUCCUGCGAGAGAUGCCAAUGACGUAUCCGAUGACAGACAUGCCCCACCAAGCAAACGUAAGAAAGGUCAUCAGAAGGAGGAGGAGGAAGAUGAUGAUGAAGAUCUCAACGAUUCCAACUAUGAUGAAUUUUCAGGUUAUGGGGGAUCUUUGUUUAGCAAAGACCCAUACGACAAAGACGAUGAAGAAGCAGAUGCCAUCUACGAAGCCAUCGAUAAACGAAUGGAUGAGAAAAGAAAAGAAUAUCGAGAAAAGAGGCUGAAAGAGGAAUUGGAAAGGUAUCGACAGGAACGCCCUAAAAUCCAACAACAAUUUAGUGACUUGAAACGAGGUUUAGUGACUGUGUCGGAAGAUGAAUGGCGCAACGUUCCUGAGGUAGGUGAUGCAAGGAAUCGUAAAGUGCGAAAUCCGCGUUCUGAGAAGUUCACUCCCCUGCCAGACUCUGUCCUGGCUCGCAAUCUAGGUGGAGAGACUGCUACCACAAUUGACCCUGCUAGUGGGCUUGCUAGUGCCUUCCCAUCAGGGACAGCAACAGGUAUGCUUACACCCACUGGAGACCUGGACCUGUGUAAGAUUGGACAAGCACGAAACACGUUGAUGAAUGUUAAGCUGAGUCAAGUAUCUGAUUCUGUUGAAGGUCAGACAGUUGUAGAUCCAAAAGGUUACUUGACAGAUCUUCAGAGUAUGAUUCCUACAUAUGGUGGAGACAUUAAUGAUAUAAAGAAGGCCCGUUUACUUCUUAAGUCUGUACGUGAAACAAACCCAAAUCAUCCACCUGCUUGGAUUGCUUCUGCCAGGCUAGAAGAGGUCACUGGCAAGGUACAGGCUGCCAGGAAUCUGAUCAUGAAGGGUUGUGAGGUGAAUCCUAAGUCGGAAGACCUUUGGCUGGAGGCCGCUAGACUGCAGCCGCCAGAUACAGCACGUGCAGUGAUCGCCCAAGCUGUACGACACAUCCCGACAUCUGUCCGCAUCUGGAUCAAGGCUGCAGAUCUGGAGCAAGAAACAAAGGCAAAGCGCCGGGUUUAUCGCAAAGCACUAGAGCACAUACCCAACUCUGUGAGACUGUGGAAGGCAGCUGUAGAGCUGGAAGAUCCGGAAGAUGCCAGAAUUCUUCUCAGCAGAGCAGUGGAAUGCUGCCCAACCAGCGUGGACCUAUGGCUGGCCUUGGCCCGGCUUGAGACAUAUGAGAAUGCUCGUAAGGUUCUGAAUAAAGCCCGUGAAAACAUCCCAACAGAUCGCCAGAUUUGGACUACGGCUGCAAAACUGGAGGAGGCAAAUGGUAACAAUCACAUGGUGGACAAGAUUAUUGAGAGGGCUAUAACAUCUCUGACUUCUAAUGGCGUGGAGAUCAACCGCGAGCAUUGGUUCAAGGAAGCGAUUGAGGCAGAAAAGUCUGGCUCUGUGCACUGCUGCCAGGUGUUGGUCCGAGCCAUCAUAGGCCAGGGUGUAGAGGAAGAAGACAGGAAGCACACAUGGAUGGAAGAUGCUGAGGCCUGUGCAUCACAAGGAGCAUAUGAAUGUGCACGGGCUGUGUAUGCUCAUGCACUGGCCACAUUCCCAAGCAAGAAAUCUAUCUGGCUGAGGGCAGCCUACUUUGAGAAGAAUCAUGGCACGCGGGAGUCGCUGGAGGCCCUUCUGCAACGUGCAGUAGCCCACUGUCCAAAGUCUGAGGUGCUAUGGCUCAUGGGGGCCAAGUCUAAGUGGAUGGCAGGAGAUGUACCUGCUGCUCGUGGCAUUCUCUCACUCGCUUUCCAAGCCAAUCCUAAUUCGGAAGAAAUCUGGCUUGCUGCUGUCAAGUUGGAGUCUGAGAAUUCAGAGUAUGAACGUGCACGUCGACUGCUCGCUAAGGCCCGCGCUUCUGCCCCGACACCGAGGGUUAUGAUGAAAUCUGCAAAAUUGGAGUGGGCUCUAGACAAUUUGGAUCAGUCUCUCAGACUGCUGGAGGAAGCAAUCAAGGUCUUCCCUGAAUUUGCGAAGCUGUGGCUUAUGAAGGGGCAGAUAGAGGAGCAGCAGGAGAAGGUUGACAAGGCCUGGGAAACGUACAAUGCUGGCAUCAAGAAAUGUCCCAACUCGGUACCUCUCUGGAAGAUGCUGGCAUCUCUGGAGGAGCGGAGGGGUAUGUUGACCAAGGCACGAUCAGUCCUUGAGAAAGGGAGGCUGCGAAACCCAAAAUGUUCACAGCUGUGGCUGGAGGCUAUUCGAGUUGAGUUCCGUGCUGGGCUGAGGGACAUAGCCAACACACUUACGGCAAAAGCUCUUCAGGAGUGCCCAAAUGCAGGUAUCCUGUGGGCAGAAGCAAUAUUCCUUGAGUUACGACCACAGCGUAAGACAAAGAGUGUGGAUGCUCUGAAGAAGUGUGAGCAUGACCCGCAUGUCCUUCUGGCCGUCUCAAAAUUAUUCUGGUGUGAGAGAAAAAUACAGAAGUGCAGAGAGUGGUUUAACAGAACAGUGAAAAUUGAGCCGGACCUGGGAGACGCAUGGGCAUAUUUCUACAAGUUUGAGCUGCUCAAUGGCUCUGAGGAGCAACAGGAGGAAAUAAAGAAAAGGUGCAUUGCAGCUGAGCCCCAUCAUGGUGAACACUGGUGCAAGGUGUCAAAGGACAUUCGAAACUGGCGCUUGAACACAGAUCAUAUUCUCGUGAUGGUCGCCAAGGACUUGCCUAUUCCCGUGUGAAGUGUGGCUUGCAGUUUCUACUUGUGCUCCAUUACAUACUGUUGUAUGAUAGCAGCUCGACACACACUGUUAUAAACAGAAAGGAACACAUAUUGUAGCAAAAGUUGCCCUGUAACAUUCUAGUAGCUUACCGUAUCAUAUUUUUGUCAGGUUUCGUAACCUUGUGCCAGAUGCUGAGUGAGUGGACCCCCCCUCCCCUCCCCCAGAUACACACACAUAUUUGUUUAUAUUUUUAGUAAACAAAAUCAAAUUUGGUUCAUAACAUGCCAUCUAAUUCAUGUCUUCAGAAGCAUCAGUAAUAGGAUUCUGUGUUAUUCCUUGCAACACGUAAGCUACUAUCGACAGUGGACUUCGUUUCAUUUUUCCAUUAAAUGGCAAGUACGAGCAAUAUAAAUUAAUUGUUCUGAAAACCAAAGAUAACUUAAUGUUAUGGAUGGUCUAAAACGUGUGUUUAAACUGAAGCAAAUUUAAAAGUAAUUCAUGUAGGUACUUUAUGUUGAUUAAAAUGUUUAAGAACUGAUGUGUAAACGAAGUGGACUUUUUCUGAACCUGCGACAGUGUGACGUCUCUUGCUGAACUAAACUAUCCACACUCAUCACAUCAUAAUUUUGACGUGAAGGCCAAAUGUUUGUGUCAAUUUGAAUUUGUGUAACACGUUCAUGUUCUAAUGAGAGGACUCAUCUGGCGUUCUAUAUGUUCCCUCCUAGGUAUAGAGUAAAUAUGUAAGAUUUGACUUAUAUCAGGACAUAAAUGUUUUAAAAUUGA